Molecule: messenger RNA, 4457 nt
Organism: Malaclemys terrapin pileata
Lineage: Eukaryota; Metazoa; Chordata; Testudines; Emydidae
Gene: C9H2orf72
Product: chromosome 9 C2orf72 homolog
Exons: 5
Coding region: 1-1233 (410 amino acids)
Source: RefSeq, a predicted model, not a curated record
AUGCCCCUGACCCAGAAGACUGCAACCAGGGCAGGCCUGACCCCCGGCAGCACCCCUUGGUUCCAGCUUAUCCUAGAAGCCUUGGGCUGGUGGAGAUCUUUUGCCCACAAAAGCGGGUGGGUCAUAAAUGUGCUGGGCCCCUAUUUCCCCCUCCCUGCACCCCACACGGAGUUAGGAGCAGGAGCCGCGGGGGAAGAAGCCAGGGAACAACCUGAAGUGGCGAGGGGCGGGCUGUGCCCGGAUCCCGGGGCGGGGCAGGCGCGGAGCCCCGGCCCGGCGCUGCAGAGGGAGACGGGGAGCGCCCGGAGGGCGAUGGAGGGGGAGCCCCCGGGUCCCGGGGAGCAGGCGCUGCAGGAGUUCCAGACCCUGGUGGAGCUGGUCGGGGGGAAGCCAGAGGUGCUGCUGGUCGGGGAGGUGCUGGAAGGGGGGGAGACCCGGGCGCUGCUGGGGGCUUUUGCCCAGGAGCUCUUCGGGGAGCAGCCCGGGGACCAGGCGGGCAGCGAGGGGAAGCCAGGGGAGCAGCCCGGGGACCAGGCGGGCAGCGAGGGGAAGCCAGGGGAGCGGCCCGGGGACCAGGCGGGCAGCGGGGGGAAACCGGGGGAGCGGCCCGGGGACCAAGCGGGCGGCGGGGGGAAGCCGCCUCCCCAGGUCCGGGUGUGCCUCGGCCCCGGCGGCGCCGGCCGGGAGAUCCGCUCCCCGCUCAUCUUCCUGCUGUGCCGGGCCGGCUCCUUGCAGCCGCGGCGGGCCCGGGCCCGCCUGCGGGAGAUCGCGCGGGACCUGCGGAGCCGGCUGCCCCGGGGCCCGCCGGCCGCCCUGGUGGGGGUGAUCGUGCAGCCCGGCCCCGGCGAGGAGGAGGAGGCGGCGGCGCUGCUGGAGGCGCUGCUGGGCGAGGUCUUCCAGGAGCACCGGGCCGGGCUGCAGGACACGGUGCAAGCCGCAGCCUACAGACCCGGCCGCCUGGACGGGACACUGGAGGUCCGGAGAGCCGCCUGCCGAGCCUUGCGAGCGGCCCUGCAGCACCGGGCAGGUGGGGAGGAGAGAGAAAAGCGGAGAUUCCCCUCCCUCCUGCGGUGCGUCCCCUGGGGCAGGAGGAGCCGGAGAAGAGGCCGAUCGGCUAAUGCUGCCAACAACCUUCAUGAGGGUGGCCUGCAGGACCCCGAGGAGGGAGUGGCUCUGACAGGCAUGUCACUUAGCGGAAACCAUGAAGAAGCAAGCAGAGGCACAGGCGCUUAAAGCUGUUGGAUGGCGUCAAGGCACCACCCUUGCUGAUUUGCUCUUAUAGCGUGAGGACGACGGGCUGAAUUCACCCAGGUGAUCUUCUGGAAAGGGGACAUGGAAGCCAUCGUGCAGCUCUCGGGAAAAGCUGCUACCUUCUGUAGCAACAAACAGUGUCCGAACCAGAUAACCGUCCUGCUCCCACCCCACCAUUGCUGCAGCAAAACCCAGAGGGGGGUCAUGUUCUACCACCCGGUAGAGUUCAUUUCUAGAUGCUAAAAUGGACUGUGGACCUUUAAGAAAUCCCGUUGGAUGCAUUUCACUGGGGAUGUGACAGUGCAGGAAUCCCAGGUAUAAAAAGUGCCCAGCUGCUAAAAGAGAGAGUCUCUCAUUUGAACAACAAAAUUCCCCUCCAAGAGGCCUUCUGGGUUUCUUUGCUGAUGAAACCAAUCUUCUGCCUUGCCCUCGUGCUUUAUUGCUGUUCUAAAGCUCCAGAUAGCGGCCUCAAUAGACCUUCCAUUUUCUGUUCUAGCUCCCCCGUUAGGAAACAACAGGCAAGUGGGGGAGAGAGCGAUAGAGCUGCAGGGAGGUCACGGUGGGACUGGUCAUCUCCAUGUACAGGCCUUGGGACAUACUGGCGAGUUGAAGAGGAUUGAAUGCAAUAAUCUAAUGUGAAGAAAGGCAAUAAUUGUUGCUGUCAUGCCGUACGAUCCUGUGCACGGUGCAGAAGUCACUGAUGAUCAUGUCAAUAGGAGAGCGGUCUGAGAGAGCAGAUCAUGCCACACGGCUAAUCCUGGUGCUGAGUGAGUGAUUUACAGGUUGCAUUGGAGGCAGAGCAACCGACAACGCUUAUAGCAUUUCCACGUUCUGAUGGGGGUGACAGAUGUCCAUCUCCCCCCGCCAACUUCUCAACCGUGGGAUCCCAACAACCACAUGGCUUUCAGGCCCCGCAGAUCACCCCAUACAUUCCUCUCUCUUAAAGAUGUGACUUAAUAUAUUGUUUUUAGGAAAUACAAUCUAUAUAUUUUAUAGUUUUCAAAGGUAUUUUUUUAACCUGUCUGGCAACCAAUUGUUUUAAUUAGGCUUUUACUUCCAUGGAGUAUUAAUGGGACACUGGGUAUGUCCAGCUACAGCAUAACACAGGUUUGAGUUUGGCUUGGUUUUCCGUUCUCUCCGUUGCGAGUUUUCAUCUGGAUCAGGCUGUUGGCAGGACUGUCUCGCCUCGAUUACGUCCCAUUUCACUGUCCUCCAGGCUGGCUGAGCGGCUCUUUCAUUUGGGUCAGUCCAUCUACAAUCGUUUUGUCUUCCGUUGUUCUUUGGUUGGCAGAGAAGCGGCUCAUAGCUGAGCACUGUGUAAUCCUAGCCAAUCCAAACUCCUGAUCAGAUGAAAAUUGGUCACGUCCCUCCUGAGAGCAAUGUGCCUUAGGCAUUCCUUAUCUAUUGUGUAGAGUAGGGGUGGGCAGCCAGGACACCUGGGUUCUGUACCCAGUUCUGACCACGGACUAAUAAUUUAAUUUCUCUGUGCUUCAAUUUCCUCAACUGUAGAAUGGGGAUUUUGAUAUUUACCUACCUCACACAGGCCUCAUUAAUCUCUGACAAGUGCUGUGAGAUCCUUGGAGGUGCCAGAGAAGGGCAAUGGGAGAACAAGAGUGUACUAUAGCCUACAUGUUAACAUUUUUCCCUUCUGGGGUCUCCCAAUGGUGCUGCAGUGAUGUUUCUGCUGAAUGAAAGCGGCUCGCUGCAUCUGGGGUGAUUCGGUGGCUGCUGAGCAGUGGAAAAGAGCAUUAGGGUGUCAGGGUGGGGGGGGAGUGGGAGGGACAGAGUAGCUUGGUAAAUGGGGAAAUGUUUUCUCUGAUCCUCGACUGGUGUUUGGAGAAAUUCUUUGGUGGAAUUUUAUGUUGUAAUUCAGGUCACUUGAGAACUUUGCUGCUGAGAGUCUUUGUGGCUCAUGACUUAGGCCUUGUCAACGUAUGUGUGUUCAUAACUCUGAGGUUCUACUGUAGUGUCAUAGCAUGUAAGAGUUUAUAUAUGGGGGACCAACACCACCCCGCUUCCAGAUCACGAGGUAUUCUGUACGUUAAAUUUGCUUUGAGGGAACAUGGUUACAAGCAAAUUGAAAAUACAAAUGUAAUAAUGUGAUUUAGUAAAGUCAUUUAUUGUGGGUGGCUGCGUAUGUGAUGCUGAAUUUCAACACUGAGUGGGAAACAGUUGAUAGUUCCAGUACUUGAAGUGAGCGCAUUAGCUAGCAUUGUCUUCUAGCACAGCUCAUCUGUGGAGCUUUGCAGGUAGAUAGAGGGCAUGUCUACGCUACAAAAUUAAGUCAAUUUACGUUAAGUUGAUGUACAGCCACCGUGGUAAUUAAAGUGGUGGUUCACAUCCACACUUGCUCCUUCUGUCAGUGAUGAGCGUCCUCACCAGGAGCGCUUCCACCGACUGAAGUGGGGCAUUGAGAGACACUGACAGCUGGAGCCUGGUAGCCCUGAGGUUCACAGCUGUGCCCGUUCUCCCCUGCCCCCCGCUGACAGCCAUGCGCGGGCUCACAGUCAAAAGGCAAUGUAAGUAAAGUCUACAUGGACAUUGCGUCACCUCAACUACAUCGACAUAUGUGCUACGCCGUUCGUGGAGUAGUUAGGUCGGUGUAGCUGGUCACUUACUUGGGCAGAAGCAGCAUUGAAGUGUACACACUGACAUAAUUAGGUUGACGUAAGCUGCCUUACCUCGACCAUAACUGUAAUGUAAACCAGGCCUGAGUCUGUUAUGUAUUUACGUUUCUUUCUGUUUGUCUCUAAAUUAAGAGCAGGUCACUUAUUCGAAGUCUUCCUAUUAAUUUAAAUGUUUACUCCCAUAACAGCGGUGACGGUGUUAUGCAAAUCUUUGUAAUCUGUUAAGGCCUGAUGAAUUAACCAUUUAAAUUAUCGCUAUAGAGACCAACAAAAUGUAUACGGACUUGGGCCCAAAUUCUGCUCCAGAUUUACACACGUAGUACUUUAUUGAAGUCAAUGGAAUCAUUCUAGAUUUAUAUGGAAGUAAACAGGAGCAGAGCUGGCCCCAUGUACCUUCCACUGGACAUUAGUCUAAAGAAGGAAAGUGACUUGGAUGAUUUUUUUUUAACAGGUUAACUGGCCUUUUAUAGGUGAAACAGGUGUUUUAUGUAAUAUUUAAUUGGGGGACUAAUUUGGGACAUUGUUACCUUAAAUACUUGAUGUCAGGAAUAAAUAAACCGAUUUAAAUCCUGUACUGUA